Messenger RNA from Phalaenopsis equestris, 1429 nucleotides. RefSeq lists its product as uncharacterized. The record is from RefSeq and is a predicted model, not a curated record. The transcript is spliced from 2 exons. NCBI's taxonomy places the organism in Eukaryota, Viridiplantae, Streptophyta, Magnoliopsida, Asparagales, Orchidaceae. Bases 203 to 1306 code for a protein of 367 amino acids.
CCUAUUUUUUGUCCAUUUCAGAUUGUUUCGAUUAUUCUUAUUUUAUAUUGUUUUGAUUGUUGAUUGCUGCUUCUUCGCAAUUCUAGGGUUCAUGUACAAUUUUCAAUCCUUUUUAUCGCUCAAACACGGAUAAUUCUAUGCUUAAUUAGAUUUUUUAGGGUUCUUUGUCCAUAUCGUUAACGAUCCCUAAAGUCUCCCAAGCAUGGACAACUCAACGAUAACCGGCCGUCUGCUUCACGGGACUUCUUCUAUAACGCUCGAUCUCGAUCCCUCAAUCAACAUAUGCCAUCACGGCGGAUCUAGCCAAGUUCAGGCUCGGCCAGCUGUUCCCAAUUGCCAUGUACUACCAAGCCACGGCACCUCUCCCUCUCCCAGCGAUGAAGAAGACGAUUCCUUCGCUUUUGGCGAGAGCGCUAAGCAGGAAUCCCAAUGGCAUCGGAUGAAAUGGACUGAUGAGAUGGUUCGUCUCCUUGUCACCGUGGUUGCUUUCAUCAACGAUGAAGGCACGCCUGACCCAGUCGAAGCUGCUGCGCGGCGGCGAUCCAUUCUUCAGAAGAAAGGCAAAUGGAAAGCUGUCUCCAAGUUAAUGAAGGAAAAGGGUUGCUUUGUUUCUCCUCAGCAAUGUGAGGACAAGUUCAAUGACCUCAAUAAAAGGUACAAGAGAUUGAAUGAGAUCCUUGGCCGUGGAACUACUUGCAUGGUUGUGGAAAACCCGGCUUUGUUGGAGUCGAUGACAUAUGUUUCUGCCAAGAUGAAGGAGGAUGUGAAGAAGAUAUUGAGUUCGAAGCAUCUGUUUUACAGGGAGAUGUGUGCUUAUCACAAUGGGCAGACGAUACCGGAUUCACAUAUUUUUGGACUGAAGAGUGAAAUUCUAGCAUGUUCUGGCAUUUUGCCUGAAGUUGGUCAGGAUAGUGAGGAUGGGGACGAUGAUGACGAGAAGAGUGAAGAGUAUGGGCAAUUGGAUAUUGAGGAGUUCCUUGCUGAAAUUGAUUUGGUGUUUCAGGACAACAAUAGAACAGCUUCGGAGAAGUUGGAUUGGUUCCAAAGACGGGCAUUGCAAAUUAAACAGGAGAGAUUGGUGAUUUUGUCUGAUGCUUUAGAAUUGAAGAAGAGGAACUUUAAGUGGCAGAGGUUUCGGAGCAAGAAGGAUAGGGAAAUGGAGAAGAUGAGGCUGGAGAAUGAAAGGUUGAUGAAAGAGAAUGAAAGAAUGAUUCUGGAGUUGAGGCAAAAGGAACUGGAGUUUACUUCUUGGAGGUCGAGGGAGGCAAGUGAUCCUGCAGCUUAUAGAAUGGAUAUGGAGCAUUGAAGCGAUCAUUUUGGAAGGAAUCAUAAAGUCUUAUAAAGUUUUACUAUGAUGCUUAGAGAUAGAGAAUGAGAGGGUGAGAGAACGGAAGAGAUUGGAGGUCAUAGGGGUCAAUAGAAGUUUGUC